Molecule: messenger RNA, 1284 nt
Organism: Aspergillus pseudonomiae
Lineage: Eukaryota; Fungi; Ascomycota; Eurotiomycetes; Eurotiales; Aspergillaceae
Product: putative 3-hydroxyacyl-CoA dehydrogenase
Exons: 3
Coding region: 113-1102 (329 amino acids)
Cellular component (GO): cytoplasm
Molecular function (GO): oxidoreductase activity, acting on the CH-OH group of donors, NAD or NADP as acceptor
Source: RefSeq, a predicted model, not a curated record
CAAUAUUCAAAUCUUUCCAAUCUCUCAUUUAUUCUCCAUUAUUUCCAGCCUUACCUUGCCUACUUUCCAUUUUUAAAAACAGUUUGUUUAGCUUCGACAUCAGCCCUACAUAAUGAUUGCCCCUUCGGAACCUGUCCCAUCCUCCAACUCUGCUGCAGCCCUCACCCAAUUCUUUCCCGGUGCCGACUUCAAGGAGGCUUUCAAUGAGAAGGUGAUCUUGAUUGUGGGUGGUGCCAAUGGCAUUGGAGCUAGCCUUGUUGAGCUCUGUUGCCAAAGCGGCGCUCACGUCUGCAUUGGCGAUAUCGAUGUCGCCCAAGGAGAGGCCCUAAGCAAGAAAUGUCGAGACAAGUGGCCUGUCUACUGGGACCCGGCCCUUCCACCCAAGCCUCCCCGAACCUCCUUCUACACCGCCGACAUCACCGACUACCAGGCCGUCGUCUCCCUCUUUGACCGUGCAUUCAAGACCUACAAGCGUAUCGAUCAUGUGGUUGUCACAGCGGGCAGCAUGGAGGCGGGCAACAAUUGGUUUGACCAAAAGUUGAGUCUGGAGUCGGUGCAAGAGCCUCCUUCUAUGAAGGAUAUCGACGUCAACCUCAUCGGUUCACUCUAUGUGACCCGUAUUGCGAGUGUCUACCUCCGCCAUAACCGUGGGCCCGCAGUGGAUCGAUCCAUUUUGCUGUUCUCCUGCGCCGCGGGCUUCAAGGAGACACCGGGUGUGUCUAUCUACCAGGCCUCCAAGCACGGUGUGCAAGGCCUCAUGCGCUCUCUUCGCCCCUACUUCCCGUCGCCAUACAAACACAAUCUCCGCAUCAAUACCAUCUGCCCCUGGAUGACGGAGACCCGCACUACCCUUACAAAGACCGUGCACGACCGCUGGACCAAGGAAGGCUUGCCCGUGAGCACCCCUCAGGAGGUGGCUCUCGUCUCUGCUGGCGUGUUAGCGAACGACUCUCUAAAUGGGACAUCCAUGUACGUGGAAGGGGGCCGUGCGUGGGAGAUCGAAGCCAAUAUCGAUCGCUUAGAGCCGGAGUGGCUGGGAGAGGAACCGUCCAAAACGCUGGCGUUAGGACAGAAGGUACUUAAUGACGCAUGGGCUGCGUAGAGAGUCUACCAUGCUGAACCGGUUGCAUGUUGGAACAUGUGUUACCAAUUGAUACCCAUUAACGACCACGAGAAUGACUGAACUAUCCGAAUGGAAAAGUUAAAGAAUGCUCUAAAGCCCUAUGAUGCAAGGUAGUUUGACGUUGUAAUUUUCAAACCACCAUUUCUGUAUUGUUGCUGCUA